Messenger RNA from Neogale vison (American mink), 2229 nucleotides. RefSeq names its product armadillo repeat containing 1 (gene ARMC1). Lineage: Eukaryota; Metazoa; Chordata; Mammalia; Carnivora; Mustelidae. The transcript has 7 exons. The record is from RefSeq and is a predicted model, not a curated record. The coding region runs from base 311 to 1159 and encodes 282 amino acids. Gene Ontology annotation, molecular function: metal ion binding; protein binding.
GAGAGUCCGUACAGCCUUUCCCCGCCAGCGUCCUCGCUCUUUGGCUCUUCGAGUUAACCUGGUCGUUUGCUACCGCUGAGGCCGCGUCUGCCGACGGAGGGACCCGCUCGGCGGCUCCUGGGUCCCUCUGCCUCAUUCGUCGAUGUGGCCCUGAUGGUGCGCCAGGCUCUGGACUCCUGAAUCUCGGGCGCGGUGUCGUAAUCCUGAUUGUUUGACAAAUGCCAGAACGCACCUCGGCAGCCUAGAACUAAUCUUGCAAACCGUUUCUACAGAAUUUAAGAAGAUUUUGUUCAUGUGUAUGGCAUAGAAGAUGAAUUCGUCCUCCUCCACGAUGAAUGAAGAACCUGAUGCUCUCUCGGUAGUUAACCAGCUCCGGGAUCUAGCAGCAGAUCCAUUAAAUAGAAGAGCCAUUGUCCAAGACCAGGGAUGUCUCCCUGGCCUUAUUUUGUUUAUGGAUCAUCCCAACCCCCCAGUUGUCCACUCAGCUUUGCUCGCUCUUCGGUACUUGGCAGAAUGCCGUGCUAACAGAGAAAAGAUGAAAGGAGAACUGGGGAUGAUGUUAAGUCUGCAAAAUGUUAUACAGAAGACUACGACUCCAGGAGAAACAAAACUGCUGGCUUCUGAAAUUUAUGAUAUUCUUCAGUCUUCCAAUAUGGCAGAUGGUGAUAGUUUCAAUGAAAUGAAUUCACGUAGAAGGAAAGCUCAGUUUUUUCUGGGAACUACAAACAAACGUGCCAAAACAGUGGUUUUGCACAUAGAUGGUCUUGAUGAUACGUCUCGGAGAAAUCUCUGUGAAGAGGCUUUGUUAAAAAUUAAAGGUGUUAUUAGCUUUACUUUUCAAAUGGCUGUUCAAAGAUGUGUGGUGCGGAUCCGUUCAGAUUUGAAAGCAGAGGCUUUGGCAUCAGCGAUAGCAUCAACCAAGGUUAUGAAGGCUCAGCAAGUUGUGAAAAGUGAAAGUGGCGAAGAGAUGCUGGUCCCAUUCCAAGAUACGCCUGUGGAAGUCGAACAGAACACAGAACUGCCCGACUACCUGCCUGAGGAUGAGAGUCCCACAAAGGAACAAGACAAAGCAGUGUCCCGGGUCGGUUCACACCCAGAGGGUGGAGCCAGCUGGCUCAGCACAGCUGCAAACUUUUUAUCCAGAUCAUUUUACUGGUGACUUCACUUUGGGUCUCAAGGACUGUAUGAACCAACAAGGGGCCAGUUUUCCAUUGUUGUGGUGAACUGUCAAGUGCAAUUUGCAAUAAGUUAUCAUGAAAAGUUUUUAGAUUACAUGAUUGCGUAUGCUGCAUUUUACAUUUUAUUGGACAUUUUGCCCCACUCAGUGGUAAAAAGGACAGAGGCUACAGGUGGAUAUCUUUGUUGAUGAAGGUAUUUUGGUUUUGUUUUCCUUUAUUUGCCUCACUUUUUUAAAAAAAUGGGUCCACUGUUAAACCAAACAUAUGUAUGUGCAGCUUUACCUUUUAUUUUACGAGAAGCACAUGAUUAGGAAAACUCAUUUUCUCCUCAAGCCUCAGGACCUAUCUGAAGAGAAGCUUAUUUUUUUUUUUUUUUUAAGCUCAAGUUGUGCAUGAAUUACUGAACAUUUUUCUCUGCUUUUCUUUAUGAAAGAUAUUUGCUUUGGUAAUCUUCACUGAAAUUGAAAACCUUUCUCAUUAUCCCCCUCUUGUGCCUUUUUUAUUUUGCCAACCAUGUUUAUAGGAAGAACAUUACUAUAGAGACAUUUUGUGAAUUAAAAUAUAUCCAUAUGAACAUAGUAGUCCCCUAAAACCACAAGUCUACAAAAACUUUGCAAUCUUACUUGUUGUAAUUUUAAUAGGAUCAACACAAAAUCAGCCAAGAAGAAGGAAAUGUGUUUAUUAGCAAAGUACUGUUGGAAACUGUUUGAACGUGAUCAGCUGUGGUUCCAGUUGACUAUUGUUCAGUUUGGUUUAUAUCAGCUCUUAAGAGUUACAUCCAGCAUAGUACUGGAAGCAGCUGUAGGUGGUCUCUAGGCCUUACUUUGUGGUCAUAUACUGUCCCUCGCUAGGUUAAAAAAUAGUAAAGAACUGACAAACUUGAAAAAAGAAAACAAAAAUUGAAUGCCUAUAAUGCCUUAGUGCCAUUUGGUAGAGUCUAACCUUAAAACAUGAAUUGCUUGGCAUCUGCCUAUUCGGUAGGCGUUUCCUUGUAUUGCCUUUUGUGAAUUUAUUAUGAACAUGCAGUCGUACUGAAUGAAAAAAAAAAAGA